CACAAUUUUGAAGGCUGUGUUAACAAGAGCAUUACAGAAUGUCUGCCAAGAGGCAGAGCUCGUUGUUCUCAUUUUUCACACCGAAAGCAGGGACAGCUUCUCCAUGCUCAACUCCCAAAUCGACCAAAGUCAAAGAACCUGCGAAAAGGGAACCAGUAAAUGAUCCAGAUCCAGACACUGAAGAAGAAUCUCGAACAUUAAAGCGUGUGAAUAAUGAAGCAGAUUCCUCUCCAGUUUUCCCCAACAAAAAACCCGUCAAAAGGAGACGAGUUAUUCUUUCGUCUGAUGAUGAAGGGGAUGACGAGGAUGAGAAUCUUCUCAGUGUGCGAACACCACCUCCCGCUCAGAGCAGUGUCGUGUCAUCAUCUACUCCUAUGGCUACUGAGUUUGCCACACCAAAAAGCGCUCGUCCAUUGCGACCGCUCAAGGAGUGUGCUACUCCGCUUUCAACUGCGGAGGCAGAAUCAUUCAUCGACUCAUUUCGUAUUGAGGACGAUUUGGAUGUGUCCGCUGCUUCCAUCGAUACAUUAGAUCGCACUAUCUAUCAAGUUGAUUCGAGCAGUCGGAAUCCGAUGAAAGAAGAUAAAUUAGCUAUGGUAGACGAAGAGAAGUUCCCUCACGAAACGCUGGCCUUCUUGAAGUCAGAGAAUAUACGUGAUGCACAAGGUCGCCGUCCUAAUGAAGAUGAUUAUGACCCGACAACGUUGUUCGUUCCUGCAGACUUUCUGAAAGAGCAGUCACCUGUGGGAAAGUUUUACGAAACAUAUCAUAUGGAUGCCAUGAUCGCUGUUGAAUGUUUGGGACUAUCCUUCAUGAGAGGUGGCUAUGCACAUGCUGGCUUUCCAGAACCAGCUUACGGAAAGUUUGCUGACCAGCUGGUUUCGCGUGGAUACAAGGUUGCCCGAAUAGAGCAGACGGAAACACCACAACAGUUGGAAGAACGAAAUCGAGCCGUCAAGGGCGGGAAAGAGAAAGUAGUGCGUAGGGAGGUAUGUCGUGUUACCACAUGCGGAACUCGGACAUACUCAGUGUUAGAUGGUUGCAAUCUCUAUGGAGGUGAAACCGAUAACGGAGAGACUCAGUCCAAGUACUUGCUCAGCAUAAAAGAAGUGGUCGAGGGUCAUGUGUCUACAUACGGUAUCUGUUUUGUUGACACAUCUGUUGGCAAGUUCUUUCUAUCUGAGUUUCGUGAUGACGACUACAGUUCGACUUUACGAACACUCAUCGCAAACUUCACUCCUGUGCAGGUACUUUUCGAGAGAGGGCACCUUUCUGCGCAGUGCAAGACAGUUUUGAACGGCAUGCUUGGGACAGUGCAAAAAGAAGGACUGGCACCAAAGAAGCAGUUCUUGGAAGCGGAGCAGACACUGAAACUGUUAUCCGACGAAGCGUAUCUUGGUGCUGAUCACAAAGCUUGGCCUGGGACCUUGCGCGACAUGCUGGUGGAGGAUUCGGUUGUAGCGAAGCCGAAGUUGGACGCUAUGCUCACACUUAGCGCUCUGGGAGCUGUGAUACACUAUCUGCAAAGAUGUCUGAUUGACGUAGACAUGAUUACCAUGCGUGAUUUCAACAAGCUGGAGCCACUAGAGGAGAACUCGGGCAUUGAUGUCACUAAAGAAGAGGAAUGGACCAACCGGCAAAUGAUUCUGGACGGCAUAACCCUCGACAACUUGAACCUUGUUCCUGGAGAACACACUGAUGCACAGGCUGCUUCGCUGUCGCUGUACAGUACUGUUAACAAAUGCCAAACUCCUUUCGGGAAGCGACUUCUGCGGCAGUGGAUAUGCGCACCAACAUGCGAUGUGAAUGUGGUAAAAGCUCGCCAAGAAGCUGUUGAAUGGCUCAUGUCUCCUGCUGCUGCGCGCUUCAGUGAUAAAACGAGCGAGCUGCUUCGCAAAAUGCCAGAUUUAGAAAGACUUUUACAAAAAAUUCAUACUCUUGGCCUCAAAUAUCGCGCUGAAACGCAUCCAGAUAGUCGUGCUGUUAUGUUCGAAGCAGCAACUUAUAAUAAAAGGAAGAUUAAGGAUCUCUUAACUACGUUGGCGGGUUUCCAAACUUGUUAUGAUCUCAUUUUGUUGUACGACAAUUUUCGUCAGGAGCAGGAGGGUUGUCAAUUGAUUGAGCAAUGUAUAGGAUUAGACGAGAAAAUAGAUUUAUGCUCUCACUUAGAACAUUUUGCUAAAUCUUUCAAUCACUCUGUAGCUGAAAAAGAAGGGAUGAUUGUACCGCAAAAGGGACAGGACGAGGAUUAUGAUAGCGCUUGCCGUAGUUUGGAUGAAGCGAUACGGCAGACCGAAAUAUACAGGAAAGAGCAAGAAAGCAAGCUUCGAUGCAAGAUCACUUACUUCGGCAGUGGAAAAAACAGAUUCCAAAUGGAAAUAGCUGAUAGUGUUAGCGUCCCGAGAAAUUACGAUUUGAAAUCGCGCAGGAAGGGAUUUGGGCGAUACUCCACCGAGACGCUUGACGAGCUUAUAGAAGAGGUGUUCAAAGCAGAAGCAAAUAAAGAUAAGCAGCGAAAUGAUGCGACGCGGAGGGUGUUUUCUGAUUUCGAUAGCAGGCGGUCGAUCUGGUCUACAGUGCUAAACCGCAUAGCUCAAGUAGAUGUUUUGCUCUCCUUAGCACGAUACUGCCAGACUUGUGGACUUCCUACUUGUCGUCCGGAGUUCGUUGUCAACUCAGGGAAGCCUUUCCUUGAAAUUGAAGAGGGUUAUCAUCCUAGCCUCGCUGUCAAGUUACCUACAAGCGAUGGAUCCUCUGCCUGUACAUACAUAGCCAAUGACUCGCAUUUGGGUGGAGAUCAUCCUCCGACGGUGCUUCUGACUGGGCCCAAUAUGGGUGGAAAAUCUACGCUGAUGAGACAAGUAGCCGUACUAGCAGUUCUUGCACAUAUGGGGUCACUUGUACCUGCUCGCUCGAUGCGUCUCUCUCCUGUAGAUAGAAUCUUCACCAGAAUUGGAGCGAAUGAUCGGCUUACUUGCGGUCAAUCGACGUUUUUCGUAGAAUUGAGAGAAACAUUAGUAAUCUUGCGAAACGCUACGAAGCAUUCGCUCGUACUUAUAGAUGAAUUGGGUCGAGGUACCAGUACUUUCGAUGGAACAGCCAUUGCAUCUGCUGUAUUGUCGGAUUUGUCGCGACGCAUUGGAUGUCGCUCCUUUUUCUCAACUCACUACCACUCAUUGUGCAGAUCAGCCUCAGUUAACCCUAGUAUAACUUUAGCGCACAUGGCUUGCAUGGUAGAAAAUGAGAAUGAAGCUAAUCCUACCGAGGAAAGUGUAACAUUCCUCUAUCGUCUGGCCGAUGGUGUUUGCCCAAAGUCUUAUGGAUUCUAUGCUGCAAGGCUUGCCGGUGUUCGAGCGGAGGUAGUGAAAGAAGCAUACGAUGCGAGUACUUUGCUAUUUGAUGCGGUAAAUCGCAAAAAGAUGGCAAUUGCGGCCAUAAAAGCAGCCGCACGCUCUGGUGGAUCUGUGGAGCAGCUGCGUGAAAUGAUUGAAGCUUUGUAAAUUGAUAAUAACUUUUCUGACGCUUCAACCGGUAACCUACUUUAACUUUCACAGCUCCAUUUGCACUAUUUAUCUAAUAUGCACUUCUUGCUUGUACUUGUUCUAUAUACGGUGUGAAAUGCGGUCAUAAUUUAUUGUCAUGUUGUCAGAAUAUAUUCGGAUUGCUACAGGUUAAAAUUUAUCUUUGAAGCAUGUUGGAUUGUCGUUGGUAAAGCUUCCAUGUGUGCUAUAUGCUCAGGUAUCCUGUCCCGUCAGGCACGCAUGAAUUAUUUCACCUGUUGUUUUCGCAAGCAAACUCGCUCGCAGCUGCAUAGACUUUACCUCAGGUCGUCUAUAAAUAUGCGUUCACAUGUGCAGAAACAAGAGUUGAGAAGUUUGGAUCUCCAAGUAUCCAUCUGUC
Molecule: messenger RNA, 3900 nt
Organism: Cylicocyclus nassatus
Lineage: Eukaryota; Metazoa; Nematoda; Chromadorea; Rhabditida; Strongylidae
Source: the annotation of a GenBank genome assembly